Messenger RNA from Photinus pyralis (common eastern firefly), 3136 nucleotides. RefSeq lists its product as uncharacterized. The transcript has 2 exons. Lineage: Eukaryota; Metazoa; Arthropoda; Insecta; Coleoptera; Lampyridae. The coding region runs from base 2409 to 2954 and encodes 181 amino acids. The record is from RefSeq and is a predicted model, not a curated record.
GCAAGUCACCACCCUGUAUACAUUUUUUAAUUCGAUUGAUGUAUUGUUCCAUCGUUCCUUUUAAACGUGUUGGUGAUGAGGAUGCCGCAUUAGUAAAUAUAAAAAACGUGUCUAAAAAAGAUUUUUUCUUUAAUUCAAAUCCACAUUUUUUAAUGUUGUAAAAAAAUGGAGAUUUCUCCGAAAAGAAACGUUCAACAGUAUCUUGUAUAGUGGCAAUGAGAAGGUGUUUUUAUUUUUUGCCAGAUUUUGUUGUAUCUGUUCAAAUAGCAGCAGAAAUUAAAAACGAAAUAGGCAAAUUUCGAUUAUUCUGGCGUACAUAAUUUGAAUUUUUUCGGUUUUUUUUUACAGCGUGAUAAUUGGGUGUCUAAUGAGGUAUGCGGGGUAUAAUGUAUUUGGGGUUUUGGCCUUUAAGUUAUGAAAUUUAUCAAACUUCGUGAUCAUGCCUGUUAUCUUUAGGUGUUCACUAUUCCAAUUAUGUUUAUUUUAAUUUGUAGGUAGUUGCAUACAUUGACUGAAUUCCCAUAAAUGACAUAGUAUUGCAUGAAAGGGGUCCAACUCUUGCAUAGUCCAAGUCAAAUACUCUUCCCGUCUAAGGAUGAGCAUCCCACUACUCACUAGCCCAAGAACCAAGAUUUGCAGUUGUUACGUGCAGAUUUCCUUUUUGCCUAUUUUUUUUUAGAUUUCGUUAAUUUCCGCUAACACUUUGAGGUAUUGUGUGUUGCAUAUUUAGGCAAGAAUGAGUUAACAUCUAAUGAACAGUAAGAACUGUCGCAUUUAUGCUAAUUUCAACCUUGGCCCUGAAAAUUUAUCUGUGCCAUACGUUCUUACACGUGCUAUCAUUUUUGAUAACAGUCAUUUUGGGCAUUCUUUUCUUCCUUUUCAAGUUCAGCCUCUGUAGGUGCACGUCGUGCUUAAUAAUACUAAUGUGCCUCACAUAUUCGUCCCUUGUUUUUAAAAGCGAAAAUGCAUCCUUUGUUAAUUUAACUAAAGCGCUACUGCUGAACAUGUUUGAAUUAGUAGCAUUACUCAUAGUUACCUUUCACACACACAAUAUCCAACAGAGGAACUUCAAUUAAAGGUGUAACACAUACACAUACAAUUAACAAUACCAGAUAUGCUAUACAAUAUAUGAUUUAAAUAACUAUAGGAGUACUUUAGGAUUACGUAAAAUUCGUGUUAUAAUUAGUGAAUUGUAACUGGUUUGACAUUAAUCUACGUCCGUUUAUAUAGCUUCGAAAUGACAUGCCCCUACUAAAAUGAAAUAUGACACGUGACCUUGGAACAAGUGGACCUUGAAAAUGAAAUAUGACACUGGUUCUUGGAAAUGAAAUUUGAGCCAAAAAACCGAGUUGACCUUGAAAAUGAAACAUGAUACCCAAAAAAAAGUGACCUUGACAAGGAAAUUGACACUGCAUCUUGCAAAUGCAAUAUGAGACCAAAAAAAUGUGUCCUUGAAAAUGAAGACCCCAAAGAAAAGUGUGACCUUGAAAAUGAAAUAUGACACUUGGGAAUGAAAUAUGAGCCCGAAAAAAAACCUUGAAAAUGUAAUUUCACACCAAAUGAAAUUUGAGCCAAAAACAGAGUUGACCUUGAAAAUGAAACAUUACACCCCAAAACAAGAUCUUGAAAAGGAAAUAUGACACUGCAUCUUGCAAAUGCAAUAUGAGACAAAAAUGUGUCCUUGAAAAUGAAAUAAGAUCCCAAAGAAGUGUGACCUUGAAAAUGAAAUAUGACACGGGAAUGGAAUGAGCCCGAAAAAAGUGACCUUGGAAAUGUAAUUCGCCCCCCCCCCCCCAGGCGACCUUGAAAAUGAAAUAACACGACCUUGAAAAUGAAAUACGAGACCAAAAAAUAGGUGACCUUGAAAUUGUAAUAUGACACCCCAAAAAUGAAAUAUGACACUUGGCCUUGAAAACGAAAUUUGAGAUACCCCAAAAAUUGACCUUUGGAAGUGAAAUAUGACACCCCAAAAAAAGUGGUAUCGAAAAUGAAAUAUGCCACCCAAAAUCUAGUUUUCCGAAAACCACUCAAUUAUCUAAAAUAUUUGACCUUCAAUCGUCUAAUACACCUGCUAAUGUGACAGUUCAAUAACUUUACUUAUGUGAGUUGACCAAAUCCGCUUGUCGUCUAAUAUUUCGAACGUCUCAGAUAUUAAUCAGUGUCAUUCUCGGAUCUCGUUAGCAGAAACGAGAAACCGUUGACUUCACAAGUUUAUUUUCCCAUCAACUCUUUGCUUAGGUCAACUGGUCACAUCGACUUGUGCUAGUUCAUUACCCUUAUCAUUUCCUCCCGCGUUGCUAACUUUCGCAAACCUAUGGACAUAUAUACGCGCAGCAUUUCGUUUUUAGUAUUCAGUUCUUACGCGAGUGACAAGUUACAUCGAAAAAUGAAACUAACAACAAACAAGAAUGCCGGUGCUGGUGCUCCGAAUCGACCUCUCAAUAUACUGCAGGAUAUUCUCCUGCAGGCAUCGCAGCAGCCGGGGACAACCACGACCCCCAACGCCCGAAACAGUCAUUUCGCUGGCAGACAGUGAUAUUGAGGAGGAGUUUGGGCGAAUUUUUGAAAACAUUACGCCGCCAACUGAAGCAGCCGCCACCUCAGCUGUUUGGCGGCAAAGACCUCAACAUGCUGCGUCGGGAGGAGACAAAUGCCGCCCAGGUCCCCCCUCAAAAAGCUGCAAGGGUGCAAGAAGUGAGGCCGCACCAGCAGCCGGCACUACCACCACCACCACCACCCACGCAACCACCUGUGCAGGCCCCUCAGCAGCUUCUGACACCACCACCACCGCAGCAGCAUCGGCGCCCUGCAAGUGGACGCCGGCAGCAGCAGCAGCCACCACAGCCGAUGAUGGUCCCGCCAACCAAUCUGCGGGAGCUAAAACACAACACUCUACAGUAGCUGCAGGAGCUACAUGCGUGCUAUGCUCAAAGCGAAGCCAUGCUCUCAAAUAGGGCGGCCCAAUUGCAGGCCGACCUAUUUGAGACGAACGGUAACUUGGAGAUAGCACGCUCGAAUCUCAGAGGUGCCGAAGAAUUCAUCAGGGCAAUCAAUGACCUAAACGUGUGAGUGUGUGUGUGCGGUUAAUUUUAAGGCUAAUUUUAAUUUUUGUAAUUUUAGGGUUUUGUAUUUUAAG